Myxocyprinus asiaticus (Chinese sucker) is the source of this 1373-nucleotide messenger RNA. RefSeq names its product chromosome 1 C11orf68 homolog (gene c1h11orf68). The transcript is spliced from 2 exons. NCBI's taxonomy places the organism in Eukaryota, Metazoa, Chordata, Actinopteri, Cypriniformes, Catostomidae. The record is from RefSeq and is a predicted model, not a curated record. The coding region runs from base 125 to 868 and encodes 247 amino acids.
GAGCGGGAAACGGAAGUGCUGAGGCGGAAAACUGGGAGUGAGUCGCAGUGACUCAGCAGAGUUAUACCAGAAAAAAACACAAAAAAAUAAACGUGCCCACAUCCAAACCCCCGGACAGAACGCAAUGGCCGAAGAGGAUGGUGCAGGUCAGGCCGAGAGGUCCGAACAUUUCUCGGCAGAAGACUACGCUGCUGAGUCGAUGGCCGCAGACAUGGACCCCUGGAUCAUAUUUGAUGCCCGCAAAACACCCAGGGCCGAAUUUAAUGGGUGGUUAGAGUCCUACAGACCCUCACAGGUCAGUCGCCAUGGAGAUGAGGAAGGGGGCACCGGACCCGUGGGUUGGAUCGCCAUCCUUGGGCCGAACUGCUCGGAUGAGUCGGGCGAUGUCAAGGGUCUACAGGACAGCUGGGAAACACUGUUGGACAGCGGCCGAAGCGUCACGUUCCACACCAUCAAAGAGCUUGCGUUGAACCACAACGUCCUGGACGGUAAGUGGCUCAUGCAUUUGGAUACAGGCUUCAAAGUGGACCGCGCUUGGGAGUGCAUCGCCAAAGCCACUCUAGACGGCAAGAUUUCAUCGGCCAAAGUGAGUCCAAGAAAUCCCAAAUCCGACACCAAACAUGUGAUUUGCGUCUACAAUCCCAACUUUACAGAUGAAGAGGAGGUGAUACGGUUGGACUCCGAAAUCCGGGCCUCAGGAGUGAAGUGUGUUCUCCACUAUAAACCGGAUGUGUACUCGUACUUGGGAAUCUACCGGAACAAUCGUUGGAAACUCUGUCCGACCAUCUACGAGAGCAUGUUUGACCUGGAGAGCAUUCCUCGCCGCUCCCACAUCAUCAACAGAGUCACCAAUUUAGAAGUCACCUGAGAAGCUUUUGCGGUACACCCGAACAGUACCGGUCCCGUACUGGCCGAUGGCUGGCGACUCUCCAUACCAUCUGGAUUGACGACAGUUGGACUCUUGGAUGAGGCGUUGAGGAGCACUUUGGAGCACCAGGAAAUCUUGGUCUACUCGGUUUUGUUUUAAUUUCUGUACUUGGAGUGACUUCACUUGAUUAUGUAAAGAUUGAAGGAGAUUUGUCUUGUAAAAAUGUUUACUUUGCAGAAAUCUUUUUGCAUUACAGACUGAUUAACAUUUGAGAUGAUAUAUUGUAUGAUCACCCAGAAAUGUGUAAACAAAGACAAAAUUGCAUGUUGACUUGCGUGAAUCAAAGUUAAUACUCAAACUGUUUAAUUAAGGGCUUUAAAUACCUGUGUUUUUCUUUUAAAACAUGUCAAGUGAAACCUUUAUGUUUUACAAGGUUCUACCAGAGUAUGUUUUGAUGUGAAAACAUUUAGCCAAAUAAAUAACUUUGGAAAUUUCUGUUCCUCGA